Messenger RNA from Mollisia scopiformis, 432 nucleotides. RefSeq lists its product as uncharacterized. The transcript has a single exon. Lineage: Eukaryota; Fungi; Ascomycota; Leotiomycetes; Helotiales; Mollisiaceae. The record is from RefSeq and is a predicted model, not a curated record. The coding region runs from base 1 to 432 and encodes 143 amino acids.
AUGAGAUUCGACAGCAAGAAAGAUAUUACCUUCUCUCCUCCUCCUCCUCCUCCUCCUCCUCCUCCUCUAACUCCACAAACUUCUGGGACCCUUGCAGAUAUGGUGGCAAUCACUCCUUUCACACAGCCAUCGACGUUCGCUCCGAACCUCUCUCCAUUACAGAUACGCAAGCGUCGUUCUACAGUUGGACAACGAGGACAGUCAAUUCCUCGAAAGAAUAUCAAAAUGAAUAACGAUGGGCAGAAUUCCAUUGUGGUCAAGGACUUCAGGCUUACAAGCGGUACGGGCUUUCUCGCCCAGUUUUCCGAAACAUUGCGGCUUUCACUCGAUUCAAAUAUGAAGCUCGCUCGUGACAUGAUUGGUUUGGAUGCUCUCUCUUGCAACAAUCGAAGGACUGCCGUCGUGGCAAGAUACAAUUAUGCCUUUGACUGA